This is a messenger RNA of Saccoglossus kowalevskii, 1476 nucleotides long. RefSeq lists its product as uncharacterized. The record is from RefSeq and is a predicted model, not a curated record. NCBI's taxonomy places the organism in Eukaryota, Metazoa, Hemichordata, Enteropneusta, Harrimaniidae.
AUGAGAAUGGAAAAUUGUGAAAUUCCCCAUGACCCUUGUCUUCAAGACCCCAGUGAAAAUCACUGGGACCCUCGUCUCCAGAACCCCAGUGAAAGUCACUAUGACUCUUGUCUUAAAGACCCCAGUGAACGUCACCAUGACCCUUGUCUUCAAGACCCCAGUGAAAGUCACCGUGACGCUUGUCUUAAUGACUCCAGUGAAAGUCACCAUGACCUUUGUCUUAAGGACCCCAGUGAACGUCACCAUGACCCUUGUCUUAAGGACCCCAGUGAAAAUCACUAUGAACCUUGUCUUCAAGACCCCAGUGAAAAUCACUGGGACCCUCGUCUCCAGAACCCCAGUGAAAGUCACUAUGACUCUUGUCUUAAAGACCCCAGUGAACGUCACCAUGACCCUUGUCUUCAAGACCCAAGUGAAAAUCACUGGGACCCUCGUCUCCAGAACCCCAGUGAAAGUCACUAUGACUCUUUUCUUAAGGACCCCAGUGAACGUCACCAUGACCCUUGUCUUCAAGAUCCCAGUGAACGUCACCAUGACCCUUGUCUUCAAGACUCCAGUGAAAGUCACCGUGACGCUUGUCUUAAUGACCCCAGUGAAAGUCACCAUGACCCUUGUCUUAAGGACCCCAGUGAAAGUCACCAUAACCCUUGUCUUAAGGACCCCAGUGAAAGUCACCAUGACCCUUGUCUUAAGGACCCCAGUGAACGUCACCAUGACCCUUGUCUUAAGGACCCCAACCCCAGUGAACGUCACCAUGACCCUUGUCUUCAAGACCCCAGUGAAAAUCACUGGGACCCUCGUCUCCAGAACCCCAGUGAAAGUCACUAUGACUCUUGUCUUAAGGACCCCAGUGAACGUCACCAUGACCCUUGUCUUCAAGACCCCAGUGAAAAUCACUGGGACCCUCGUCUCCAGAACCCCAGUGAAUGUCACUAUGACCCUUGUCUUAAGGACCCCAGUGAACGUCACCAUGACACUUGUCUUAAGGACACCAGUGAAAGUCACCGUGACCCUUGUCUUAAUGACCCCAGUGAAAGUCACCAUGACCCUUGUCUUAAGGACCCCAGUGAACGUCACCACGACCCUUGUCUUAAGGACCCCAGUGAAAGUCACUAUGAACCUUGUCUUCAAGACCCCAGUGAAAAUCACUGGGACCCUCGUCUCCAGAACCCCAGUGAAAGUCACUAUGACUCUUGUCUUAAGGAUCCCAGUGAACGUCACCAUGACCCUUGUCUUCAAGACUCCAGUGAAAGUCACCAUGACGCUUGUCUUAAUGACCCCAGUGAAAGUCACCAUGACUCUUGUCUUAAGGACACCAGUGAAAGUCACCGUGACCCUUGUCUUAAUGACCCCAGUGAAAGUCACCAUGACCCUUGUCUUAAGGACCCCAGUGAAAGUCACCAUGACCCUUGUCUUAAGGACCCCAGUGAAAGUCACUAUGAACCUUGUCUUCAAGACCCCAGUGAAAAUCACUAG